This is a messenger RNA of Cryptococcus wingfieldii CBS 7118, 1611 nucleotides long. RefSeq lists its product as hypothetical. The transcript has 2 exons. The coding region runs from base 1 to 1611 and encodes 536 amino acids. The record is from RefSeq and is a predicted model, not a curated record. Lineage: Eukaryota; Fungi; Basidiomycota; Tremellomycetes; Tremellales; Cryptococcaceae.
AUGGCCAGCACGACAUAUAACGGCCCAUUCCUCCCUCCCAUCCAUACCUCAUUCACCCCACUCUUAUCCUCUCCUACCGAUCUCAUCACCUCACAAGAGCUUCACAGCGCUCUCGACCGCAACCUCUCUGACAGCUUUGAAAGCUUGCACGAUCUCUAUCAAGUCAACGAAGAAGAGGCUGAAGAGGAUUGGACUGAAGAGAGUGACCAGAUUCAAGUGUACAGAGAUACAAAGCCGCUGCGUGUCAGGAAGAAAAAGGGUCGUUCCACCAAAGUCAUAUACGUUGCCAACCGCCGUCGUUCGACCAUAGUCUCGGUUCCUCGCUCCCCUCUGUCACCAAAGUCGCCAGUGUCACCCCGCUCCCCUACCUCCUUCGACAGCGACUCUGCCCACGCACACAUCUCGAAAAUCUUCCCGUCUCUUCCCGAGCCAUCACCCACCAUGGCUGUUCCUUUGGUAUACCAGCCCAACCGGCUCGCACCUGUCACUUCUACGGACAGACAAGGCAAUCGGUCUUCGGGGUCCUCUCUUCAUCUCGGCUUGGGCGGUUCAUCCAGCUACGACCCUAUCUGUCCCGGCCCAUCCCCUCCCUCGUCGCCGAUUCCAUCCCCCAACAAGCGCCACUUUACGUCUCCAACCAUGUACGAGUCUUCUGAGCGUCCACGCAAGCCUCUUCCUGCCGUCCCGUCUUCCCCCAUCACCCCUUCGCGAGCUCCCCGCAAGGCUGCCAAGCUCCUCGGGGUAGACCUUCCUCCCGUGAUGGAGCAGGAGAAGAAGAAGAAUUAUGCGGCGUCCGCGCUCAAGGCUGGCAGGCACUUUCGUCCUCUGCCGAAUGUGGCUUUGGCCGAGAUUGAAAAAUUCUUUGGGGAGGUGCCAAAGAAGGCUUCAAAGUCUCACCCGGGUCUCAAAACGGGCAAGAAGGCGAGCAACUCCUUUUAUAAGGGCAACUCUGCGCACGGUGUUCCGGAAGCUUGUGACCGAAACAUCGGAGAGGGACAGACAGUCGAUCACAGGGGCGAAGACGGCUCAAUGUGGCUUGAUGUAGAGGAGGAGCAAGAGUUUGCGUGGCUUAUGAGCGAAGCUAUCGCUGCUGUCCCUGCACCCUUGCCUAGUGUGGAUGAUUUGUCCGAGUCUAUCGGCGGAACUUUUCCCGUGAAGAGAAGGGACAGGUGCAUCGACGACAUGAGUACUCUGUGUGGGAGCGACGAGGAGGAGGACAGCGGCAAAUGGGGCAUGGAAGCUUUUACUUCUAUCCUUUCCGUGCCCAAGCCCAAAGCUAGCAGAGCUUCACCCUCUUCCUCUCCCUCUCCCAGUAAAUCCCGACCAAAGCCUCUCCCCCUUGUCCGUCGGGCCAACAAGAGUAACCCCGACUCCUCUUUCAUGGAGAUUGAGACUCCCAAGCGUCUCGACUUUUCUUUCGACAUUUCUCCUGCCAGAGACUUGAUCAGCUUUUUCGAACCGGUCACUCCGGUGGAACGAAUGGGGCCCAUGUAUGGUGGGGGAGCUGGGCCGGGCGCUGCGGCGGGGACAAAAGGAAAAGGGUGGUUGAAGAGGGCCAUGAAGCCUUUGAGGUCGCAGAGUAGAGAGGCUGGACCUCGCGUAUAUGUCUAG